CCCGCAGAGACGUAAGACGUAAAGCUGGUGAAGGCGCAGCAAGGUAGACAACUUUCACAUACGUCGUUUAUCUUGGCGUCUCUUUGCUAUCGUAAAGACUUGGCAUUCCAUACCCUUAUACUGUUUCGAUCUUGGGAGAUCAAAAUGAACAACUCAUACUACGGUCAAGGACCACCAGGGCCACCAUAUCAACAGCCUCAUUCGCCUUACCCGCCACAGCAAGGCUAUCCGCCACCACAGCAAUCGUACGGACAGCCAGGUCAAGCGCCGCCGAUGAACCAAGGUUUCUACGGAGGGGGGCCACCUCAAGGCCCGCCUUUUCCGCCUCAAGGACCACCACCAAACCAUGGCUCUUACGGUCAGCCUCCGCCGAACCAAUGGAACCAACCUCCACCCGGCCAAUGGAACCAACAACCGCCUCCGAACCAGUACAACGCCCCUCCACCUCCUCAAAGCCAAGGUUACGGUGCACCCCAGCAGCAAUUCGGGUAUGGCGCUCCUGCCGCGCCUGCUCCGCCAUCACCCGGCUAUGUGCCCGGCCAGCAGUCGCAAAUGGACAUGUCUCAAGCGGCCCACGGACUACGGGCUGCAAUGAAAGGCUUCGGGACCGACGAGAAAGCGCUGAUCCGCAUACUGGGCCAGUUGGGCCCGCUUGAAAUCAACAGUGUAAAGUCUGCGUUUGCCAUCCAGCUCCACCGAGACCUGAUGAAAGACAUCCACUCGGAGACGUCCGGUAACUUCCGCGAGGGUCUUGAAGCUAUCGUCCGUGGACCGCUCGAUCAAGACUGCCAUGUUUUGUACGAAGCGAUCAAAGGCCUAGGAACCAAGGAAACGGCGCUCAACGACGUCCUGCUUUCCCGCAGCAACGCCGACAUCAACGCGAUCAAAACCCACUACCAACACACUUACCGUCGCACACUAGAAUCAGACGUCAAAGGCGACCUAAGCGCGAAAACGGAGCGACUCUUCGACAUGGUCAUGUCCGCGCGCCGCCAGGAAGAAUCCGCGCCCAUCGUCCCACAACAAAUCGAAGCGGACGUGGCGGAGCUCUACAAAGCGACCGAAGCACGCAUGGGUGCCGACCAACUAACCGUAUGCUCCAUCAUCUCCAGUCGCUCCAACGGCCAACUCCGCGCCAUCGCGCAGCAAUACCGGCAGAAGUACCAUCGCUCGCUGGAGGAGGUCAUACGCAAGGACUUUUCGGGUCAUAUGGAGGAUGCUUUGCUGUUUAUGGUGAGAGCGGCGGAGGAUCCGGCGAAGCAUGAUGCGGAUUUGUUGGAGGAUGCGAUGAGAGGGAUGGGGACGAAUGAUUCGGCGUUGAUUCGACGGAUUGUCAUGAUACAUUGGAAUCGGGAUCGCUUGCAGCAGUGUAAAGCUGCUUACAAGCAUUUCUACAAGCGCGAUUUGGCGGAGCGGAUCCGCAGUGAGACGAGAGGCGAUUACGAGAAGUUGAUGCUGGCAUGUAUCAGCGCGACUCCGCCAACGGGAGGGUAUUAGCUGACUGCGUUGCU
This is a messenger RNA of Baudoinia panamericana UAMH 10762, 1511 nucleotides long. RefSeq lists its product as uncharacterized. The coding region runs from base 145 to 1497 and encodes 450 amino acids. Gene Ontology annotation, molecular function: calcium ion binding; calcium-dependent phospholipid binding. The record is from RefSeq and is a predicted model, not a curated record. The transcript is spliced from 4 exons. Gene Ontology annotation, cellular component: cytoplasm. NCBI's taxonomy places the organism in Eukaryota, Fungi, Ascomycota, Dothideomycetes, Mycosphaerellales, Teratosphaeriaceae.